CGUCACUGUAUUCUCUAGUUUCACGAACACAUAAAGGAAAGAAAGUAUCAAAACUAGACCAACUAAAUUAUCCAAAUUUUCAACCAAAAAAAAUAAAAAUCUUGACAUCCAAUAUUUUCCUUUUUUUUCUUUAGUUUUUCCUUAUUUUAGAACCCUCGGCUUCUAUAUAAACACAUGUAUAUGGAACUAUUUUUUCACCAAACAAACUCAUUACUUCUCCAUAAAUCUCUAUCAAACCUGUUUCUCUCUAUUCAAAAAGUCAAGAACCAAACAACACCAAUGAUGCCUUCGAUCAAUAGCAAAUCUUUCUUCACUUCUCUCAUGAUUCUUGUGGCAAUUUUUGGAGUUGGAGUAAAAGGAACGGUUCACAAAGUCGGCGACUCGAGCGGAUGGACCAUGAUGGGUGUGGAUUACCAAGCUUGGGCUUCUUCAAGAACUUUUCAAGUAGGAGACUCACUGGUCUUCGAAUACAACAACGAGUUCCACGACGUCACUGAAGUCACUCCCCAUGAUUUCGAGCUAUGCUACUCGUCUAAUCCGUUAGCGAGGUACCAAACUGGAUCAGACACGGUAACUCUAACCAAACCAGGAUUUCAACACUUCAUAUGCGGAGUUCCUGGUCACUGCGACAUAGGACAAAAGCUUGGCAUCCUCGUCUUCCCGGCCUCGUUAAGUCCAGUGGCUGCUCCAGUUCCGGGACCAGUCAGAUCACCAAGCUCUUCUAUGUCUCCUUCACCUUCUCCCUUGGCUACUUUACCAACCAAUGCUCCACAAUAUCAGAUGGGACCAUCACCUCUUUGAAGCACUGUUUCUUUUUCAGCUUGUUGGCUUUAAUCUUUUGUUAUAGCAAUCUUGUUGAUACCUUUUAUUGCAAUGAAUUUGGUUUGCUUUCUUGUAAUUCCUUUUCUUCCAGCCGAUUUGUUAAUACAACUCGAUUUUUUUAAAAGAAUAUAAGAGUUUCGUAUGAAUCAUCAUUUAUUACAAGGUAGCGCUUUUGUUUUUUUUUCAAAUUUUGUUAAAGAAAAGAAAACCUAAGAAAUACUAUUAUCUAAAAAGUAUCAGGAUAGAGUGUUUUGGUUCAUCAAAUUUAUAAAAGUGGUGUGUUGCCAUUUAAAUUACAUAUUUAUAAGAUAAACUUGUUCAUGACUCGAACAAGUACGGAAUAAUAAGUGAGCACUUGAUCUAUAUAUUGGACCCAAAAACCAGUUUUAUUAGAUCAUUUAAAAUAAAAGUGCACUUGUCCAAGAAAAUAAAAAUAACAAAAUGUGAUUUCCUUUCUUUUUUACUAAUAUAAAAGUAAACAACUAAAAAUAUUGGUGAAAAUCCAAAAUCAUUGCACUUGUUUAAUAAUCUUGAAUAUCUUAUGGUAUUUUUCCUUGUUCUAAAACUCGGCCGUCCAGCCGAUUUAGCAGCCGAGAAAUCGCUAUAGGUUGAGCAACCGUGGCGAAUUGGAACUAUGCGCUCAGAAAAUCAGGUUUAAAAAAAAACUACAUUUUUUCCUUAUUUGAACCUGUAGAUCUAAUAAUAUACUUUAUGUUUGUGAAGUUUUGGCAAAAAUAACAGAAAAACAAAGAAAAUUGCUAUAAAACUCGUCAAAAUCUGAUAGCGGCCGCAUUUUUAGAGUUGCAGAACCAGAAACCUAAGAGGAAGAUCAUACGUAAAUGACGGUUUUACCCUUCAUUAAAAAAAACCCUAAAAAAUCACUUAAAAUGCACUCAUUGGUACUCGAAAUCGGAUUGCUUAGUUAAGGUAAAGAUAUUUUACCACUGCACCUCACUAUCAUUACAUGUUAAAAAUAUAUGAUAUAUAACCUAAAACAAAUCGCCGAGUAAUUCCCGAUUAAUCCUAUACCGAGUUUCCGAACGGGAGUA
Messenger RNA from Brassica napus (rape), 1871 nucleotides. Its product is annotated as mavicyanin-like. The record is from RefSeq and is a predicted model, not a curated record. NCBI's taxonomy places the organism in Eukaryota, Viridiplantae, Streptophyta, Magnoliopsida, Brassicales, Brassicaceae. The transcript has a single exon. Gene Ontology annotation, cellular component: plasma membrane. Gene Ontology annotation, molecular function: electron transfer activity. The coding region runs from base 175 to 801 and encodes 208 amino acids.